AUGGCCGAGGCCCCCCCGCGCCGCCUCGGCCUGGCCCCCCCGCCUGCAGACGCCCCCCGCGCCGAGCUGGUGGCUCUUACGGCGGUACAAAGCGAGCAGGGCGAGGCGGGCGGGGGCGGCUCCCCGCGCCGCCUGGGCCUCCUGGGCAGCCCCCUGCCUCCGGGUGCACCCCUCCCGGGGCCGGGCUCCGGAUCGGGCUCCGCCUGCGGCCAGCGCUCCUCCGCCGCUCACAAGCGCUACCGCCGCCUGCAGAACUGGGUCUACAACGUGCUGGAACGACCCCGAGGCUGGGCCUUCGUCUACCACGCCUUCAUAUUUUUGCUGGUGUUCAGCUGCCUGGUGUUGUCUGUGCUGUCCACUAUCCAGGAGCACCAGGAACUUGCCAACGAGUGUCUCCUCAUCCUGGAAUUUGUGAUGAUCGUGGUGUUUGGCCUGGAGUACAUCAUCCGUGUCUGGUCGGCUGGGUGCUGCUGCCGCUAUCGAGGAUGGCAGGGCCGCUUCCGCUUUGCCAGAAAACCUUUCUGUGUCAUCGACUUUAUCGUGUUCGUGGCCUCAGUGGCUGUCAUCGCCGCGGGCACGCAGGGCAACAUCUUUGCCACGUCUGCGUUGCGCAGCAUGCGCUUCCUGCAGAUCCUGCGCAUGGUGCGCAUGGACCGCCGCGGGGGCACCUGGAAGCUGCUGGGCUCCGUGGUCUACGCGCACAGCAAGGAGCUGAUCACUGCGUGGUACAUCGGGUUCCUGGUGCUCAUCUUUGCCUCCUUCCUGGUCUAUCUGGCCGAGAAGGACGCCAACUCCGACUUCUCCUCCUACGCUGACUCACUGUGGUGGGGAACGAUUACACUGACGACCAUCGGCUAUGGUGACAAGACGCCUCACACAUGGCUUGGCAGGAUCCUGGCUGCCGGCUUCGCCUUACUAGGCGUCUCCUUCUUUGCCUUGCCUGCUGGCAUCCUGGGCUCUGGCUUUGCCCUGAAGGUGCAGGAACAACACCGGCAGAAGCACUUCGAGAAGCGCAGGAUGCCAGCGGCCAACCUCAUCCAGGCUGCAUGGCGCCUGUACUCUACUGACAUGAGCCGCGCCUACCUGACGGCCACCUGGUACUACUACGACAGUAUUCUCCCCUCCUUCAGAGAGCUGGCCCUCUUGUUUGAGCACGUGCAACGGGCCCGCAAUGGGGGCCUACGGCCCCUGGAGGUGCGGCGGGCGCCGGUACCUGAUGGAGCGCCCUCCCGUUACCCGCCCGUUGCCACCUGCCACCGGCCGGGCAGCACCUCCUUCUGCCCUGGGGAAAGCAGCCGGAUGGGCCUCAAAGACCGCAUCUGCAUAGGCAGCUCCCAGCGACGGACGGCCCCCUCCAAGCAGCACCUGGCUCCACCUCCAAUGGCCACCUCGCCGAGCAGUGAGCAGAUGGGCGAGGCCAGUAGCCCCACCAAGGUCCAGAAGAGCUGGAGCUUCAAUGACCGCACCCGCUUCCGGGCCUCUCUGAGACUCAAACCCCGCUCGUCUGCUGAGGAGGGCCCCUCCGAGGAAGUGGCGGAAGAGAAGAGCUACCAGUGCGAGCUCACCGUGGAUGAUGUCAUGCCCGCUGUGAAGACGGUCAUCCGCUCUGUCAGGAUCCUGAAGUUCCUGGUGGCCAAAAGGAAAUUCAAGGAGACGCUGCGACCUUACGACGUGCAGGACGUCAUCGAACAGUACUCGGCAGGGCACCUGGACAUGCUGGGCCGCAUCAAGAGCCUGCAGGCUCGGGUGGACCAGAUUGUAGGCAGGAGCCCUGGGGACCGGAAGGCCCGGGAGAAGGGCGACAAGGGGCCCUCAGACACGGAGGCGGCGGAUGAAAUUAGUCUGAUGGGACGCGUGGUCAAGGUGGAGAAGCAGGUGCAGUCCAUCGAGCGCAAGCUGGACGUUCUAUUGGGCUUUUACUCGCGAUACCUGCGCUCUGGCACCUCGACCAGCCUGGGCACCGUUCAAGUGCCGCUUUUAGACCCCGACAUCACUUCGGACUACCACAGCCCUGUGGACCACGAGGACAUCUCCGUUUCCGCACAGACGCUCAGCAUCUCCCGCUCGGUCAGCACCAACAUGGACUGAGGGGCUUCUCAGAGUCGGACCGCACUCCGCCAGCCCCGGGCCUGGCGCUCGGACCCGCCCUCUGAGGCCUCCGGACUCUUCUCUUACUUGAACUCGCUCCCUCGCGGGGAGAGAGGCCACGUGCAGUAUUGAGCUGCCUGGGUGGGCGAGAUACCCGCUGUGGAUGCCAGCGGCCCGCCCCACCGCAGGAGCGUGAGAUGCCAGGCCGCACGGAGGGCAGCAGCAGCGCUGCCCCGCGAUCUCUGGGCCCCCCAGUGCCCUGCCCGUUCCAACAAGGCUCAGCCGGCCCGCCUGUCAGGGGCACUGCCCCGGGGAGUGGGAGCGGGUCGCUGAGGCUCUGGGCCCUGAACCAGCUUCCAGCUAUGCAAGGUGAGGUCUUUGGCCCGCCCUUCGGACAGAGCAGGGAAGCCCUCCCGCCAAGUCCCUGCCCCCUUGGGGGUGGGCCCAAGGUGCCCUCACAGGUACCCAACAAGCACAGAUCUCUGCCAUAAGGCAGGUGGGCACCAUAUAUGCAAACUAUGUUAAAUAUGCAACUUUGGAGACCCCUAUGGGGUCCCUCUGCUCAUCCCCUAUUGGGAGAUGGGCUCCCAGCAGUAGCUGGUUUCAGGCUGCUUGGCCAUGAUCCCCAUUUCCACUCUGGCUUAUCACCUCUCCUCAACCAGCAUGGGGCCUGUUUCUCCCUUGCCUCCCCCAAGAGCAGUGCCUGGGCCUUUCUUCACUUUUCCAGUGUCCCCUCCCAGGAGCUCCCUCUUCCUCCUCUUUGGCCCUCCAUUCACAUUUGACAGCACAAGUUUCUGUGUUCUCCCCCAAAGCCUCCCACAGACAAUGCUUCCAUGUUAUGCAAGCAAGUCCCUUUAGUUUCCCUGUGCCUGCAGAAAGUCUCUCACUCACACCGACGCACGCAGUCACACACUCGGAGACAUGAGCACAGAGCCGCUUAGCCUUU
Artibeus jamaicensis (Jamaican fruit-eating bat) is the source of this 3034-nucleotide messenger RNA. RefSeq names its product potassium voltage-gated channel subfamily Q member 4 (gene KCNQ4). The record is from RefSeq and is a predicted model, not a curated record. Gene Ontology annotation, cellular component: membrane. Gene Ontology annotation, biological process: transmembrane transport; potassium ion transport. The transcript has 14 exons. Gene Ontology annotation, molecular function: voltage-gated potassium channel activity. The coding region runs from base 1 to 2088 and encodes 695 amino acids. NCBI's taxonomy places the organism in Eukaryota, Metazoa, Chordata, Mammalia, Chiroptera, Phyllostomidae.